Messenger RNA from Tilletiopsis washingtonensis, 2999 nucleotides. RefSeq names its product AAA-domain-containing protein. Lineage: Eukaryota; Fungi; Basidiomycota; Exobasidiomycetes; Entylomatales. Gene Ontology annotation, cellular component: peroxisomal membrane; cytosol; peroxisome. The record is from RefSeq and is a predicted model, not a curated record. Gene Ontology annotation, biological process: protein import into peroxisome matrix. The transcript is spliced from 7 exons. Gene Ontology annotation, molecular function: ATP hydrolysis activity; ATP binding. The coding region runs from base 24 to 2960 and encodes 978 amino acids.
UACUCCCCUUCUUCCUCACCGCAAUGUCGAAGCGCAGCACGGCGUGCACGGCCGUGCUCGACGGCGAGCUGCGCACGUCGCUCGUCCACUUGCCCUCGCUGCUCUACGCGCCGCUGCUCGAGCGCAACAUUGCGCCGCAGAGCCUCGUCGUCGAGCUGGUGCGCCGCGCGCCCUCGGACGCCUCGGACGCAGAGGCGCGCCGCGACACGGUGUACUGCGGCUGGAGCGGCCUCUGUGCACCGAGCACGCCUGCCGGCGGCGGCAGCAGCAGCAGUGCGCCGUCGCUGAGCAACCCGCUCAGCAUCUCGCCGCUGCUGGCCCGCUCCUUCGAGCCGCCGCUCGCGACGCACGAGACGCUGUCGCUCGUGCUGCUGCGCGCUCCGCCGCUGCCGACCGCCUCGUCGAUCAACGUCACGCCGUGCGGGCCGGACGAUUGGGAGGUCCUGGCACGGCAUGCCGGCGAGGUCGAAGACGGCAUGCUGGCGCAGGUGCGCGCCGCCAAACAGGGCGCGGUGAUCCACAUUGCCGUCGGCAAGGGCGACAGCGUGGGCAUGCGUGUUGACACAACGACGCCGUCCACCUCUGGCGAGUCUGGCGCCCGAGCCGUCCGCCUCUCCACUUCCACAGAGGUCAUCAUCGCGCCCGUGCCGCGGGCUGUGAUACCGCCACCAGCUUCGGCCUCCACCUCCUCGAGUUCCGAUGCGGCUCGCUCGUACCUUGCGCGCACGCUCUUUCGCGCUGUCCCGUGUGCAGGCAGCGCAAUGCUCGUCCCUGCCUCUCUGGCACAGACUCUGCGCGAUGCAUUUGGGGAGAGCCAGCGCGCCAGCAUCUCGACGGUCGCCUGUCCAGCGGCGCCCGACUUGAGGCCCGGGCUUGAUGCGCGUGAGGCGGACUCGGCGAAGCACCCGACGCGGAAUGCCGUCUGGGUGGAACGCGACGCCGCGCAGGAUGCGCGAGACGUCUGGGUGGGGCAGGACACCCUCAAGCAGCUCGGCGCCCAAGGCGGUGACAUGAUUUUAUUCUCGGCUCCCUCGCCAGUCCCGCUUGCGAUGCCCGCAGAGGUCCCCAGCUCGCCCAUAUCGGGGGGCGAGCCGUCUCUGCCAGGACUUGACGCGCCUCUGAAGCAGGCGUCGGCAUUCUUUGUGUCCAGCCUCCGGUCAAGCUCGCUUCUGCAGUCAGCAGCCGGCGCUCUCCACAUCACGGGCUCAUCUGGAUCAGGCAAGGCGACACUAGCCGCUGCGCUACUGUCGUCCUUGUCGCCUGCCCUUGCGCCGAUACGCGUGCGGUGCUCGAAGCACGCCGACGUGCGUCCGGCCUCGUUGCGCAAGCUGGCGGCUCAGUGGGUGGCAGCAGCAGCGUGGCAUGCGCCUUCCGUGCUUUGGCUGCAGGACGUCGAGCGUCUCGCGCCACAGGAGAUGGAGCACGCAGACGGCGCGCACUCCCGUGCCUGUGCUGAGGCGCUCGUCGCCGCCCUCGAGCAGCGCCCUGCCAACGUGUUCGUGCUGUUGACCAGCUCGGGCGCCACCCACUCGACCCUGACGACGAGCAGGCUCGUUGCCGAGACGCUUCAGCUGCGGCCGCCAGACAAGAAUGCUCGCAAAGCAAUACUCGACGCCCUCAUUACAGCCAAGGUUCGCGAGUCCGACGGGCUACAAGCGCAGGACCUCAAUCUCGUAUCGCUGGCCAACGAGACCGAAGGCUUCUACCCGAACGACUUGCAGGAUCUGACGGAGCGCGCAGUGACGCAGGCUGCCAUGCGCAGCGCGCAGCAAGACGGCAGCCACGAUCUGACGCAGCCAGACUUUGCUCUCGCGCUGGACGGCUUUGUGCCGCUGUCGCUGCGCGAUGUCAAGCUGGAGAAGUCCAGCGUGGCGUGGUCCGACAUCGGCGGCCUGGUCGAGACACGUCAGGUCCUUCGCGAGACGCUCGAGUGGCCGACCAAGUACGCGGCCAUCUUCGCAGGCUGUCCCUUGCGCCUGCGCAGCGGCCUGCUGCUGUAUGGCUACCCGGGCUGCGGCAAGACUCUGCUUGCCAGCGCCGUGGCCAAGGAGUGCGGCCUCAACUUCAUCGCGGUCAAGGGCCCCGAGAUUCUGAACAAGUACAUUGGCGCCAGCGAGAAGAGCGUCCGCGAUCUGUUCGACCGCGCCCAGGCGGCGAAGCCUUGCGUGCUGUUCUUUGACGAGUUCGACUCGAUCGCCCCGAAGCGUGGACACGACAGCACCGGCGUGACUGACCGAGUCGUCAACCAGCUCCUGACGCAGAUGGACGGCGCGGAGGGCCUGUCGGGCGUGUACGUACUCGCCGCGACGUCGCGGCCCGACCUCAUCGACUCGGCGCUGCUGCGUCCCGGCCGCCUCGACAAGUCGCUGUUGUGCGACAUGCCCUCGACCGAAGAUCGGCUGGACAUUCUCAAGGCCGUCUCGCGCAAGGUCAGUCUGAGCCCCGCCGUCGAUCUGCAGCGAUGGGCGCAGCAGACAGACGGCAUGUCGGGCGCAGACUUGCAGGCUCUGCUGUACAAUGCCCACCUCGAGACGAUUCACGAGAGCAUUGCUGCCAGCGCACGGCCAGACGCGGACGACGCCAGCACCAAGAAGACGAAGACAGCGGAGCGCGGUCUGCGCUUUGUCGACCUCAAGACCGCCGCAGCGAGCCACGCCGCCCCUGCGCUCUCCAACGCGGACCGCACGGCCUUGACGCGGCGCCUCGAGCAGAUGCUCGACGCCUCGCCUGCCCAGGGGUCCGUCUCCUCCGCGGGCGAGGCUCAGCUCGAGCGCAAAGCCAAGGUGCUCGUUACAGACGAGCACAUCGCGCGCUCGCUCAAGUCGACGCGCCCGUCGGUCCCGCGCGAGGAGCAGGAGCGGCUGCGGCGCAUUUAUGCUGCCUUUGCCGGCGAGCGCGACGCGGUGUUCCCCAGCGGCGAGGCGAGCCAAGAGAUCGGCGCCCGCGAAUCACUCAUGUGAGCGCGGUGGGACGGUAAUGCAUUUUGCGCUGGAAUGCGA